Messenger RNA from Acytostelium subglobosum LB1, 2142 nucleotides. RefSeq lists its product as hypothetical. The record is from RefSeq and is a predicted model, not a curated record. The coding region runs from base 1 to 2142 and encodes 713 amino acids. NCBI's taxonomy places the organism in Eukaryota, Evosea, Eumycetozoa, Acytosteliales, Acytosteliaceae. The transcript has 2 exons.
AUGAACAAUGAGCAGGAACUUAACAACCUGAUUGAGAUGUUCAAACUCAUGGGUCAAUCAUUGCCACAUAACUUUGCAACCCACGAGAGUAUGAUCAUAUCAAAGCUUACCUCUGUUGGAUGGGGGAAGAAUGAAUCAUCAGAGUCGGCCUUUCUUCUGUCUGAUACCAUCAUAUCAUCGUUCAAAUCAUCUGGCCUACCUCCUCCAUCAUCCCUGGUUCAAUAUUUGAACAGCACUACAAUAGAUCGUGACCAUACACCGCCAAAGGUCGACUUGGUAGAGCUACUCAUUCGCAUGUAUGACGUGACCAAGCGAGAGACCUACUUUGAGUUGGUGAUGCUAAUGCUGAUCAAGAUACCAUCGACUCAAUCGAUGAUUGAUCGCCUCUUCCAGUCGCAUCCAACCGAGAUCAAACUAUUCUUCACCAAGGAGUCCAACAUUGACAAGAUGGCCACAAUGGCGAUCAACCUCAGCCUGGUGAUAAACUGCAUCGUUCAAUCAUUCGUCCCCGAUCAUUUGGUACCGUUGAUCAUCGGCAAAUCAUCACCAUCAUACACACGAUGUGAUAGCAACGUCGUAUUCACAUCAACUUGCAAGGACCAGUCCAGAGCAUCGAUCAUGUUCAUCGACAUCAUGUUUGAUGGCUAUCAUGGAGAGAUGAAAUGGGGCACCGACAAACUACAUUCUUACUUCAAUAAUGUCAAUAUGGACUAUGUCAGCAUACUUGUGAAAAAUGUCCAGGAGGUAGGACACUGUGGCCCAGCAUACCAUCUGCUCAGAUACCUAUACAGUCUCCAACACAUUUGUAUUGGUUACAAAGAUGUCAAGCUCAAGUUGAGAUCGAUCACUCACAACAUGGACAACGAAGACGAAUGUGCCAAACAACGACAACUCUUCAAAGAGUUCAAACAACAAUCAUUAUUCAACAACCAACCAAAGAAGAAAAAGGUCACCAAACGAGUCAACGAGUCGUUGCCAGCACUUCCACCAUUGGUGAUCAAUCACAUUGUGAGUAUGGCCAUUCGAUUUGGAUUCAACAACGACACUGGACUGAGUCAGAGAUGGCUUAUCUCAUUGGCAUUGGUCAACAGUCAAUUCCACAAGACAUGCACUUGGACAUUGACCAACUUUGCCAUCCCUUCAUUGUCAAUUGGCCAAGAUAUCCCAACUACGUCAACCUACGGUCUGUUCCAGAAGACACCACUACAUCUCAGAAGCACAGAGAUCAAGCACGUCCCACAAAGGAAGGGUUCAUUGUGUGCCUCGCGAUUGAUGAGCUUGACCGUGCCAUUCUCCAAAGGCGUUUGUUGGGCGGCUAGGGGCUCGUUUCCAAAUCUCAAGGCAAUCAACUUUAUUCAGCUCGAUGCUAUUCCAAAGCAACAGAAUGGCAUUUACAAACGAGAUCCCAUUGUCGUUGAACGAAUGCAUCUCGAAUCACUAAAUGCGCCGACACUAUUCAGCCAACUGCUCGGUACUCUUGUCAAUGGCAGACAUGGACUACAAUCAAUCAGCGUUACGACCAGUGCACUGGACAAUCCAUUUGAUUACCUACCCCUUCAACAGAGUUCAACGAUCAAUCUGAAGUGUCAUGUCGACCGUUUGAAUCUUGGGCAGCUCACGUCUUCCGAGACAACAACAUCCACCAUGUCACUUUCGCAUAUCACAUCAAUCAAAGUAGUAUCCAAAGACAUACCAUUGCUAUACAGGAUGACCAACCUCAGCAGUCUGCAUCUCCAGUUCAAUCAACCAGUUCCAGACAAUGGUAUGAUUGAUCGACUUCAAGAGUUCUACGCUGGAACACUCACUCUCAAUACACUUGUGCUCCAUAUGUCGUCAGUGAAUGUGAUUCACUUGUUGCCUCAUUGCCAGACGACACCAAUCACAUCACUCACAUUGGCCUUCACUGACAUUGAUCGUUUGGCCAUGCUCAAUGUCAAGGGCAAGCUGCACCAACUCUUUGACACGAUGGCCACACAUCUCCAACAGACCAUGAUCAAACAGUUGGAAUACCUCUCGAUCUACAUGACCAAUCAGUCCAACAUCAUCAUUCCAUUCAACAUCCAAUGUCUGUCGCCAUUGAUCACUGAUCUCCAAUUGCAUUACAUCAAUCCAAUAAACUUCUACAGACUCCUCGUCGACUAG